Messenger RNA from Salarias fasciatus (jewelled blenny), 1065 nucleotides. RefSeq names its product zinc-binding protein A33-like. The coding region runs from base 1 to 1065 and encodes 354 amino acids. Lineage: Eukaryota; Metazoa; Chordata; Actinopteri; Blenniiformes; Blenniidae. Gene Ontology annotation, molecular function: zinc ion binding. The transcript has 7 exons. The record is from RefSeq and is a predicted model, not a curated record.
AUGGCCUCCCAAUCAUCCCAACCUGAAGAGGACUGCAUAUGCCCCAUUUGCUGUGAUUUAUUUACGGAUCCUGUUCUCCUGUCGUGCGGCCACAGCUUUUGUAAAUAUUGUCAGACGGAGUGGUGGAAACAGAGCAGUAGUCCGAUAUGCCCUGUCUGUAAGGUUGUAUUUCCAAUGUCUCAGCCACGUCCACCACCUAAUCUGGCGCUGAGAAACUUGGCUGACGCCUUCAGACGAGAGAAGAGUCACACAGCGUCAGAACCUGAAGCACUUUGCAGCCUUCAUGGAGAGAAGCUCAAACUCUUCUGCCAGGACGAUCAACAACCCAUCUGUGUGAUUUGCAGGGAUGCAAAAGAACAUAAGAAACACAACUGUGUCCCUGUCAAUGAAGCUGCAGAAGAAUCCAGGGUUCAACUCCAGGUUGGGCUGAUGCAUUUGAAGACUAGUCUGAGGACAUGUGAGAGUGAAAAAGUCCGCUGUGAAGGAAUGGCCAGCCACAUCGAGUUCCAGGCUCAGCAGACUGAACAGAGCAUCAAAGAGCAGUUUCAAAAGAUUUACCAGUUGCUGCAUGAAGAUGAAGCAAGAAGAAUCACUGCACUGAAGGAAGAGGCAAAGUUCAUACGUGAAGCGAUGAAAACCAGGAUUGAGAAGUGGAACGCAGAGAUCUUGUCACUCAGAGAAAAAGUCCAAACCAUUGAGAAAGAGAUUAACACUGAGGACAUGUUGCUUGUGCAGAACAUUAAAUCCACCAAGCAGCGUUUGCAGCACACAUCACCAGAUGAUGAGAAUCUGCAAGGAGCCCUAAUCGACCAAGCCAAACACCUCGGGAACCUGCAGCUCUCAAUCUGGAAAAAUCUGUCAGAAAAUACAGAACGCUCCCCUGUGGUUCUGGAGCCCGACACCGCCAGCUGCGAUUUGAAAGUGUCCACCGACCUGACUUCUACAACAGAAAGCAACAAGUGUCAGCCGUUUCCUGGCAAUCCUAAAAGGCGGCCGAGGGCUAAGAUACGUAUGAGUCAGAUGGACAAGAGUAAAAGUGUUCUCAGCACAGUGGUAAAUGUCUGA